Anthostomella pinea is the source of this 747-nucleotide messenger RNA. NCBI's taxonomy places the organism in Eukaryota, Fungi, Ascomycota, Sordariomycetes, Xylariales, Xylariaceae. The record is from the annotation of a GenBank genome assembly.
AUGGAGUCCGGCGGCGCAUCCCCAAUGCCCUCUUCGGCCGCCACGCCCCGAACCUCGACCCCAUCGACCCUCGGCCCGAACGCAGAGUCACAACGGACCAAGAUAUGCGUAUACUGCGGCUCGUCGUCCGGCAAGGGCACCAAGCAUAUACAAGCAGCACGAGAUCUGGGAAAGCUGAUGGCUGAGAAAAACAUCGCACUAGUCUACGGGGGUGGCACAGUCGGCCUCAUGGGCGAGGUAGCAAAGACGAUAGUAUCGAUAUCAGGGCCGGACUCCGUACACGGCAUCAUCCCCGAGGCACUGGUCAAGUGGGAGCGCAAUGACACGUACGGCGCCACCAGGGACGCGAACGGGUACCACGUGCCAGAGGCGAGCAUAUACGGCCGGACCACGGUGGUGAAGGACAUGCACACGCGCAAGCAGAUGAUGGCGCAGGAGGUGCUCAAGGGUGGGCCCGGGUCCGGCUUCAUCGCGCUGAGCGGCGGCUACGGCACCAUGGAGGAGCUGCUUGAGACGGCGACGUGGAACCAGCUCGGCAUCCACAACAAGGGCGUCUGCGUGCUGAACGUCGACGGCUUCUACGACGGCCUGCUGGACUGGAUCAAGAAGUCGGUCGAUGAGGACUUUGUCAGGGGUGCCAACGCCAAUAUCCUGGUGACGGCCACCGAUGCCGAGGGCGCUAUACGGGCACUGCGCGAGUACAAGGUCUCGGAUGCGCGGUACGGGCUGAACUGGGAUAACCAAUGA